AUGUGGAAGCACUUUCUCACCGCGCUGUUGGCGACAUCGCCCAUCUCGGCUAGAUGGGUAGAGCAACAGCCAAUUGAGCAAGACUACCUACCAGCUUCGGCCAUAAGAGACACGUUGAAAGACAACAAGAUCAUUGGGGAUGUCCUCGACGAUUUUGAGCCAACCUUCUACCUCGACAUCGCCUACCCCGAAUACCACGAAACUGUCCUCUUGGGCAAUGAUAUCCCGGUGAAGCAUGUCCAGCAUCGCCCAACUUUCGUCAUUCAUGCCAUCAACGCCCAAAGUGACAUCAAUUUGUUCACAGACAACGCCACCUUUACCCUGGCUCUAACUGACCCUGAUGCCAAGUCACGCAACAAUCCGAAGUGGUCAGAGAUGUGCCAUUGGUUGCUGUCGAACCUCACUACCGACCUCCCUGGACCGGCACCGCCUCCGCCACAAGAGCCGCCCAAGCUCUUCAAGGUACCUGGCGAGCUAAAGGGAUACAAACCGCCUGGUCCGCCACCCAAGACAGGUGCCCACCGAUACGUCUUUGUGCUGCUGCAAGGUAGCACACAUGAUCUCUCACCACCAAAGGACCGCCAGCAUUGGGGAUAUGGCGAGCCGAGGCAUGGCGUCCGGGAUUGGGCUAGGGAGAACGAUCAGAAGGUCGUCGGUGCCAAUUUUUUCUUUGCACAGAAUAAGAAGCAGUGA
Molecule: messenger RNA, 693 nt
Organism: Cyphellophora europaea CBS 101466
Lineage: Eukaryota; Fungi; Ascomycota; Eurotiomycetes; Chaetothyriales; Cyphellophoraceae
Exons: 1
Coding region: 1-693 (230 amino acids)
Biological process (GO): regulation of proteolysis; regulation of Ras protein signal transduction
Molecular function (GO): peptidase inhibitor activity; phospholipid binding
Source: RefSeq, a predicted model, not a curated record